GGCUGCUGCCGCUGCUGUGUGGGUUUCUUUACACUCGCUGGCAGGCUGGGUGCCGGCUCCCUCGCCCACCGGGAAAGUGGGUUACGGAGGCAAGAGGCUCAGCUCAGACGCUGGCAAAGGAGCAUCCAGCCACAGAGAGACCAGAGAACACCUUCUUUUUGGCCGCCUUCUCUUCAUCUUUUCUAGAGGGUUUUAUAUUUUGUACUCUCUCCUUUCAAAUUUUGUUUCUUUGACUUUUCCCCACCUCUUCUCGGGUUUUUGAGGGCUUUGUUGAGUCUUAGAGGCAAAAGAGACUGAGAGAGGGAAAGAGAGAGGCAAAGUGGAAAGGACCACAAAUUGGCAAAGCCCGUUACGCCUUUGCCGUGGAUGAAAGCCCUCCGUUUGUAAAGCCCUCUCGGCGAGCAGCAGGCCCACGCACGUCCUCCAGAGUAGCCCGCGACCCGCACCUCGGCGUGGCCACCAUGGUCGCCAGAGUUCAGCCUGAUCGGAAACAGUUGCCGCUGGUCCUACUGAGAUUGCUCUGCCUUCUUCCCACAGGACUGCCCGUUCGCAGCGUGGAUUUUAACCGAGGCACCGACAACAUCACCGUGAGGCAGGGGGACACGGCCAUCCUCAGGUGUGUUGUAGAAGAUAAGAACUCGAAGGUGGCCUGGUUGAACCGUUCUGGCAUCAUUUUUGCUGGGCACGACAAGUGGUCUCUGGACCCCCGGGUUGAGCUGGAGAAACGCCAUUCUCUGGAAUACAGCCUCCGAAUCCAGAAGGUGGAUGUCUACGAUGAGGGUUCCUACACUUGCUCAGUGCAGACACAGCAUGAGCCCAAGACCUCCCAAGUUUACUUGAUCGUGCAAGUUCCACCAAAGAUCUCCAACAUUUCCUCGGAUGUCACUGUGAAUGAGGGCAGCAACGUGACCCUGGUCUGCAUGGCCAAUGGCCGUCCUGAACCUGUUAUCACCUGGAGACACCUUACACCAACUGGAAGAGAAUUUGAAGGAGAAGAAGAAUAUCUGGAGAUCCUCGGCAUCACCAGGGAGCAGUCAGGCAAAUACGAGUGCAAAGCUGCCAAUGAGGUCUCCUCGGCGGAUGUCAAACAAGUCAAGGUCACUGUGAACUAUCCUCCCACUAUCACGGAAUCCAAGAGCAACGAAGCCACCACCGGGCGGAAAGCUUCUCUCAAAUGUGAGGCCUCGGCAGUGCCUGCACCUGACUUUGAGUGGUACCGGGAUGACACCAGGAUAAACAAUGCCAAUGGCCUUGAGAUUAAGAGCACGGAGGGCCAGUCCUCCCUGACGGUGACCAACGUCACUGAAGAGCACUAUGGCAACUACACCUGCGUGGCUGCCAACAAUCUGGGGGUCACCAACGCCAGCCUCGUACUUUUCAAGCGUGUUUUACCCACAAUCCCCCACCCCAUUCAAGAAAUUGGCACCACCGUGCACUUCAAGCAAAAAGGACCUGGGUCGGUGAGAGGAAUAAACGGAUCCAUCAGUCUGGCCGUACCACUGUGGCUGCUGGCAGCAUCUCUGCUCUGCCUUCUCAGCAAAUGUUAACAGAAUAAAAGUUUAAAAAUAAUAAUAAAAAAAACACACAAAAAUGCGUCACACAGGAUACAGAGCGAGAGAGAGAGAGAGCGAGAUGGGGGGAGACCGUUUAUUUCACAACUUUGUGUGUUUAUAAAUGAAAGGGAAAAUAAGAAAACGAAGAAGAAAAUACAACAUUUAAAACAAUUUUAAAGUCCAUCAAUAAAAACUGAUGUAUAAUUCAGGGUGGGAAAAUUUCUACCAAGAAAUGUGUAUUUCUAAGCAAAUGUAUACUGUGUAAAGACUCCAUCAUGGUAAAGAGAUCCAAUGUUGUAAUAAUAAGACAACUGAAGAAGUACCAGAUGGAUAUUAACCCUCCACCACCACCACCACACACACACACACACACACACACACACACACACACACACACACUAUCCUUCCUUCAUCUUUUUUCAUUUGUGGGGAAAGAAAAAAUACUGUCUUGCAGGUCUUGCCUUUGGUGUUUAUACUUCCAUCAUCAUUUUAUUCUGAUUUUUAUUUGAGCUGACUCAUAGCCAUUCAGACUAUGAAUGGAGUCCUGCCCUGAGCCUUACCUGGCUUUCCUGCCUCCACUCUCUCUCCAACUUUUAAGACCAUUUCCUUUCCCUCCAGUGUGCUCUAUCUCCCCCACAUCUGUCCGGGAUAUGCCCCCUUUAUCCUCCCCCCGCCGCUUCCCUUCACUCUCCCCCGCCCGCCCCGCCCCCAGCACUGGUCACGCCGCAGAUGCCAGGAAGCGCCAUUCUAAUUCUCUCCACUGCGCGCGCGCGCUGUCUCUCGCUCUCAACGUGGGUGUACGUGUGUGUGAGCGCGUGCGCCUCUCUCUAAAGCAUGCCGAGGGAACGGUCCAUGUGUACAUAGACUCAUUGUGCUGUAGAUACUGUCGCUCAUCGUAAUCUUGAGAUGCGGCUGUGACAAGGGGCUGGGGCCGUGAUGGGAAGGAGGCCAGGCGCAGAGCUGCUCCCCCAUCCACGGCUGUCACAGGACCUGUGUGUAUCAGCCCAAGCUGGGCCCCGCCUCCGGGCAGAACCUCAUCUUCCUCCCAGUGCAGUCGUCAGAACCCAGUCCAGAGUCACUCAGAUUAUCACUGUCAGUGAAAGUGCCUACUAUUGAUGGGGUGAGCAAACAGCAGAAAGAAUCAGUGAUGCGUAUGAGGUGACCUAAGAGAGAAGGUUGACCGACUUCACUCUUGUUUCCCGCGUCUGAGGGAUUCAUGCAUUUCCUGGCUUUUUGCAGACUCUUGGUCCUGCUGUGCCACAGGAAUGAGUAGCAUGUGUGGAGCAAAUUCCCAGAAGCAGGAAGGUCUCCAAGUGUUAAGUCCUAAUGAAAGGAUGAAGAGCCACGUGGAGAUCCUAAGCAGCCCUGGUUUGCCCCCUCUGCAGUCUUCAAAUAACACUGCAUUUGCCCCAUGGAUUUCCCUGAGCAGAGAUUUUCCCUAUUUCAGAUAAAAUACAGUGAGCAUAAGCAAGGCGGGAGAAGUACAGGUGCCCAGGUCCCUACUCAUAUGGUAGAAAUACUAUCACAGCCCCAAUACAAAGCACUAGCCAUAACAAAAAGGAACCCCCUCCUUGUGCUCCUUUGCAGCUCUCUGUCCUGGUGUUUUAGGCUAAUACUUUAUUUGGUGGCCCACAUCAUCUCCCUUCUCAUCCACUGAUGGUGUUUGCAGCACCACUGUUCACAGUAUUCCAUCAUUGUCUUAGGGCUGGCCACUCCACUGGGAACGGCAUUAUACUCCAUCUUUCCUGCUCAGUCUUGGCUUCUAGUCUCCUGAAAAAGAUACAGUGGGGGAUAUAGUGUUUAAGUUUACAUCUACAAGAGCCAUCUUGCCAUUAACACUGAAAUGUGAGUUCUUAACCAGAAGAGCUGAGAAACUUGUAAUCAUUUAGGCAAAACUUACAUACAUACCACAAAGCUUGGCAUCACCACCACACCAGAAGGAUUUUCUUAGGAAAAGCCUUACAGAGAGAUCUGGCUCUCUGUGUGUAGAUAUCUUUGUCAGGAAACCAACCAUUGCUUUCACUUGGAUAGGAGGCAUUGGAAAUGGCUCAGUUAGUGAAAGGAGAGAGGAUUGUUACUGAGGUCGUAAUUGAAUGUAUUUCAGCAGGGCCAAAUAUGGUACCUCACCAAGUCUUAGAACCUGGGAAAUAGCUGUUAUGUGAUGUAAAACAGGAAACUUCUUAACUGUAAAUCAGAAAGGGAAGGAAGGAAGGGAGGAAGAAACAGAAAGACAGGGAGGGAGAAAGAAAAAGGAAAAAAGAGGGAGGAUGGAAGGAAAGAGGGCAGGAAGGAAGAAAGAAAAAUUAAAUAAAUAUGAAAUUUAUCUUAAUAGAUUUUAUUAAUUGAAGGCUCUUUGCAAUGAAUCUCAUCUUUGAAGGUAAUGAUCUCCUUGUUGAGCAGUAAUCUUAAUCUCUGCUAGGGAAUUUCGUUGUUUGUUUUAAAAGCUUAGCACGAGACUUCUUUUAUGAUUUUGCAGUUUAGACAUGAAAUAGAAGGACACAUUGGGCUUGGUGGUGGGUAAAAGUAUUUGUGGCAGAUCCUGACAUAGGGCUGACAUUCUUAUCCAAGAUGGUAGCUACUAAAGUAUAGAGAAGGCGAGCCAUAUUCCUAUGCAGCAUCAAGUUAUUGACAAUCAGGGAUUUCCCUAACAGUUUAGUCUUCUUAGUGCAGGAAUAAAAGCUUAUCAUCCUUGAUGAUCAAUAUUUCCCAUAUAUUGAAGAGUCAGCCUCGUCCUUAAGUGGAAGCUGUAGUGGAGUGCAUGCUAAUUUAAAGAUAUAUAAAGAAGAGAAAAGUAAUAGGAGUUAAUUCUGAUUAGUAUCAAUUUCAGGAACAGAUCCCCAUGGCACGUCACAGAAUUUAAUCAUACACCUAGAUUUCUUAUUGUCUCUACCUUAUCCUAAGGACAAGGUCUUGGCGUUAUGGAAGGAGAUUAUCCAUUGAAAGGCAUGUCUUUGCCAUGUCGGCACCAUUUGUUCCCUGAGUUUUAUUAUGAUGGUCCGUAUAUUAAACAUAAUUAAACAUGUAUUGAAUAUUGUGGUGUUUGCUUAUAUCUCUGGUAAGAUCUGGGUAUUUUGUCCUGUCUCCUGUUUCAGAGCAAUCAUUGACCCCAGAAACCUCAGAGGUUUGAGGAUGUUUUUAAACAAUGUGAAAAAUGGAAGAAAACGUAGUUUGGAGAAAGGUCAGGAAAAAGGUAGAAGCCAGAGAACUGACACCAAGAGAGUAAGUUUAAACACGGGACUUCUUGGAAUUUAGUUCAUCACAGUGUGAUAAAUCUCUUCAAGAAUUUUGUCCAUGGGUAAUCAAAGCUUGAAACCCUACAAUGAAAAGAACCAACUGUUUGGAAGCAGUAUACUGAAAGGAGUGAAAUACAUCAAUUAAACUGAAUGGCUAAUAUAUUUAAUGUCCUUUGUAUGCAAAGUAAAACUCUACCAUUCAUAGAAUAAAAUCCUUAGACCUGAUUUGCACUUAACUAAAGCGGAAAUGACCUUGACCAAGGGCAGUUCCUGAAGAAUGAAAACUGUCCUAGGUUUUACAAUUGCAGAAUUAUAUCCUCUGUGCAAUUGUUCACCAGAAUGUUUUGCCUUGUUGGAGGAACAGUCUUACUAGUUUUGAGACAUAAAAUCCCUCUGCUGUAAAAGAACUAAGGCUUAGGGAAAAGUCCUUUCAUUUUCCACUGGGAGGAAUUGUCCCAUUGACCUUUGCCUUCUCUUCCAAAUCAGACAGACGUCACCCUUGCCCUGAGCAUUUUUUUACUACAUCUUCAGACAAUUGGGGCUAUUCAUAGAGACCUUGUAAAAGUACUCGUGAUUUUCAUGUUCUUGGAGGACAGAAACAAAAGUCUGUUUCUCCUCCAAAAAUGGACUUACCUCCUUUGCACACAAAAACUAAACUCCUCAGCAUGAAACUGUUUCUGAGUUAUUACCUACUAAGUUAUUAGCUUCUUAACCAUUCCAGAAUCAUAGAUUCCAUCCCCAGGUUAGUUGUGGUUUGACUGCUUCUGUUGGCUUGUGUCCCAGAAUUUCCCAUUUUGUUUUUUGCAGGUCUUGAAUUAUUUGUGGAAAAAUAAUAUAUAUGUGUAUGUAUUUUUUUUAAAUCUUAUCUUUACAGAUGCUAUAUUUACAAUAUUGUAUGUAUUAUAAAACAAAUCUAGAAUAAUGAUUUAAAGUUAAAAGGAAGAAAAGUACUGAAUUUGGUUUUAAAAAAAGAGCUAUGCUUCAUUUAGAAAGACAUGGAGCCCCGUUUUUCUACUUUGUAAUGAUUUGUUUAAAAGGAAUUUGCUUAUGGACCAUGUUCCAUGGGAAUAACCAUGGCCUUAUUUUUCUCUUCAACUUUAAAACCUUUCAGCCUGUAUUUAGUCUUGGUUCCUAAUAACUAUCAUUUUUUUAAAUAGAAAUAUAAGUGCAAUGCUAUAUCUGACCUACAAAAACUAUUAAUAUUUUGAAGACAAAUAUUAAACACACCACAAAAAUUGUUAGAUAAAAACCCUGAGUUAAGAAAUGCAAAUCCAAUUUAGGAAGGCUCCUUUACUUAAGUGUUUAAAAUAUUUCUUCUCCAAAGACUGCAUUUGCUCCAGUGGUGUAAAUUUUCCAGAGCGGUUGGCAUAAUAUCUGUAAACGUCUCACUAAAGGCAAAAUGGAGUUUACAUUUAUGUGCAUAGAGUAGAAGAGAAGUAAACUAUGCUCAUUUGCAGCUAUGUUGUUAAACGUGGCCAACUGAUAUUCAGGAAAGAAUUUUUCUUCACCCAGCAACGCACAUGACUUUCCUGUUGGCAAGCAAACUGGUGUUAAUGUUAGGGGUAGGUUUAGCAUUUACACCAGCGUAAAUGUUUAUGGAUAUCAUGGAAAACUUAUUUUAAAAUCUUGAUUUCCCUUCAGCGCAUUUACAUACUGUGUGCUGAUUAAUAAAUUAGGCACCAAUCAUGUGUAAAUCAGUAGUUUAUGUACAUAAUAUAAACUAUGUAAACUUCAUUUUUCAUGCAGGGCGCAAGUUCAGCUAAACCUAUGAAUCUGAAAGGAAAAAAAAAUUAAAUAAAAAUAAAUAAAAACCAAAGCAUGUCACAGGUCAGAAUGGGAAGAAGGAUGACUAAUUGCCCAAACAUGAGGUUGUCUCAGCAAAAGGAAGCAGACCCACAGAACUGUUAAAUGUUCACAUCCUGAUCAGGUCACAGGAGGCCACCUCUUUGUUCCUUCAGGACCUAAGUGGGGUCUCUCCCAACUGUUGCCACAGUUUUCUCACCUGACCCCAGAGCAAGGGAAAUGGAGAGACAGGAAGGACAGACUUCUAAGCGCUCAUGUGUCUGUUACAUCAACUCUCAAGUGUCUUCUUUACCUCUUACUUACCACCUAAGAAGUCUCAUUUCAACAGCUCCAAGGAAAGUAAGUUACCUAUACCUUGAUGAGCAAAAUAUUAUUCAGUUUUUAUUUUCCAUCCAACAAAGUCAUUGGGAGAGCUUCUUUGUCAUCUCAAUCCUAAGAAAUUGAGGGGUGUUAAAAAAAUAUGUUAUAUCCUUGAGAAAUAUCUUGCUAAAUCACCCUAGGAAAGAGCUACUCUUGCUUACUCUGGUAGAUCUAUUUUCUAUAUAUCUAUCCUGACUGUUGCAAAUGAGGACAGAAUCAUUUUAAUCGGGAGUAUCUCUCUCAGGCACGUUCUCUUGAAGUCUUUUUGAAGUGUCUGUUGUGUUUCACAGAAUGACAUAUACAUGUCUUCUGCAAUCUGCACAGCUGGUACAUAAAUAGUCAUCAAAGAGAUCACUACAGGGACCACAUGAAUUUUCUGCAAAGACUGUUAUCGAAAGAAAUUUAGGUCAAAUUAAUAUUACGCUUAAAGUACACUCCUCUACCCAAUAUAAAUGACAACUUUAUAAAGUGAGGUAGGUGGAAGGUGGAUUGGGAGUCAGGAAAAUUGGGUCCUAGCCCUGGGUCUGUACUAUAAGCAAGCCAUGUGACCUUAGGUAAAUUAGUUAAACUUUCUGAGUCUUGGUUUUCUCAUCUGGAAAGUGAGAAAUUUGAAUGACAUCUCUAAAACUUCUGUCUUCUCUAAAUUCUCUGAUUCUGAAUAAGAAUUUAAUCCUCCUGUAGAGCUGUGCCCACCUCAUCAUUCUAAGCAGCUAUUUGUCAUCUCUGGUUUGAUCACUUUGAUCUAGUUUGAUCUUCACUUCUCAGAACCAUCAUGCCAACAUCUCCAUCUCCAAAGCCAAAACUUUCUAGAAUACAGGGUCCCUGGACUGGUUGUAUAAUUCUCUUCUGAUCAAAACUUCUUAACAAUGUAGAGAAGGGACACAUUCAAAUUAUGCUGCUGACAUUGAGAGAGCUGGAGUUGUUUCCUUAGUUAAAAUAUUAUAAAAUCUAACUGUUGAACUAUAUUCCAAUAAUCUUUCACAGGGAGAAAAUAGCCAGAUUAGGUAUUAGGCAUGUAAUAAGUGAAGAAGUUGUGCAUGUGAAGGGAAACAGUUGUUUCUCAUCCUGGGCCAAGUGCCUCAUGAUAGUAAAUGGUUGUCCUUGAAAACUCUUUGCUUGUGCUGGUGGCCAUAAGCAUGUGGUCCCAGGCAGAUUCAAAGGCUGUUCUAUGAGAAAUGAACAAGAUAAUAUAUUUUGUUUUGGAAGGAACUUCUAAUGGCAUAAGUUUCCCUAAACUUGACUUAUAGGCUCUGUAGUCAAGUAAAUGGAUGGAGAGAAAACAAACCUCAUUUUCAAAGAGUACAAAUCAGGACCAUUUUAAAAAGGCAAGUUGAAAAUAGGACAAAAAUAAACACAUUUUAGCAGGUUAUAGAGCUGAAUAUAGUAAGAGUUGUGAAGGCCAAAAUCAAAUGUGAAAGUUAAGUACUCUGAGCAGAGCAUAAGUAGAGAGGAUGGUUUCUCAGACGAUUAAUGAGGAAUUACCGUGUGCCAUGUUCUGGAUGGAUUGAGCACAGCUGCACCUGUCUUGAUCCAACAAAGUAUAGCCCCACGCUAUGCUAGAUGCUCAACUUAGCAUCUGUCCAAUGGUAGCUUUUCAUUCAUUGCUUAAGAGAACAGAAAGAAUCCGAGUCUCCUGUGCACUGAAAAGCAGGGAUUAUUCAUAACUUCCCAGCAUUAGUAUCACUUUAGAUAGAUAAGGAUUUACAAUGUGCUUAGAGUAUGUAUGAAACUCCCUUUAAGUGGGAAAAUGACCUGCCCAUGAGACAACUCCCCAUUUCCAGGGUGAUUUCAGAGGUGCCUCUUUUUGAGUGAUGCUCCUGGGCAACUCCCACAGCUAUGUUCUUCUCUGAACAAGCCCUCUCUAUGUAAAGCCAGGUACAGAGUCAAAAUCUGCUUCUUGCAAAUGAAGAAAACCCUUGGAACCACUAGCUUCCUGUCAUGCGGCAGUAAUUCUAAGCUAUCUGGAGCCUUUUUUUAAAAAAAACUCACUUCCCUGAGUCUUUGCUCUUCACCAGAGAAUGUUAAAGGUUCAUCCUGGUGAAUUACAACCAAGUUCUGCUCCCUAAGUGUUUACUGGGAGUGGGAGAAGGGUAAAGUGAGGAAAUUACAGAAGGAGAGAAGCAUGGGAGAAAACCUCCAGCUUCCUUCCCCUUCCACCUUCCUUCUCACUGCUCUAUUGAAGGGUGUAUAAAUUCUGCUCUUGGUUAGAAUUCUCCUUAUUAACAGUGUUAUAUACAUAUAAAUAUAUAUAUAUGAGUAUAUUCCUUUUUUCAUCCCUCUAGACAUAAACAAAACUUUCCUUGAUGACAGAAACUCAUGGCCAUUUUUCUGUUUGGGUUUUUUGUUGUUCAAGGCUUUUUUAUAUUUGUUUAUUGGGUGGAUUUUUUUCCCCCCUGGAUACUAGCUCUGUGAAGGAAAAUAAAAAGCGUAGUGUGUGUUAAAAAAAAAAAUUAAAAUUAAAAAAAGCUUUUUUCCUUUUCUUUUUAAAUGUAUUUAAAUUCUGUUUCUCUGUUCUGUUACUUUACACUUAUGAAUGCUCUGCUCUUCUGUGAUCUUAAAACAAAAUGAAAUAAACGUGAAAAGGAGAUGUGUCUUUAUUGACCUGA
This is a messenger RNA of Orcinus orca (killer whale), 9555 nucleotides long. It is a transcript of the gene LSAMP, whose product is annotated as limbic system associated membrane protein. Gene Ontology annotation, biological process: homophilic cell-cell adhesion. The record is from RefSeq and is a predicted model, not a curated record. Gene Ontology annotation, cellular component: neuron projection; plasma membrane. The transcript has 9 exons. NCBI's taxonomy places the organism in Eukaryota, Metazoa, Chordata, Mammalia, Artiodactyla, Delphinidae. Bases 462 to 1547 code for a protein of 361 amino acids.